Molecule: messenger RNA, 564 nt
Organism: Gongylonema pulchrum
Lineage: Eukaryota; Metazoa; Nematoda; Chromadorea; Rhabditida; Gongylonematidae
Source: the annotation of a GenBank genome assembly
AUGCAUUUUUUAUGCCUAUCUAGCAGUGAAUUAGAAGGAUCGUUAAAAAACAGCUCAUCCGACCAUCAUAUCAUCGAAACGGAGCCUCUGCCGUUAUUCGAUCGUUUGGAAUUCGCUUGUAUUGUGUGGUUCAUUUUUGAAUAUGCGUUGAAAAUGGUGAUAAGCUACGAUCGCCUGAUGACCUUUCUCAGACUGCUGAACAUCAUCGAUCUGCUUGCCAUUCUACCGUUCAUCAUUGAAAUUGCCCUCAGCCUGGUCGGAUUUAAUACGAAAAAUAUGAGAGAUCUCAAGGGUGCCUUCUUAGUGAUUCGAAUUUUACGUGUUCUACGGGUCAUUCGUGUAUUGAAACUUGGUCGUUAUAGCAGUGGCUUACAAAUGUUUGGACGUACGCUGAAGGCCAGCUUCCGGCAGUUGGGUAUGAUGGCAAUGGUCGUCCUCACCGGUGUCAUAUUUUUCAGUACACUUGUUUAUUUUAUUGAAAAAGAUGAAGAAGGCAGUCAGUUCUAUUCCAUCCCGGCCGCCUGUUGGUGGUACGUUUCAAAUUCUUUCAGGAGAGGAGCAUAA